AUGUUAGCUGCUUGGAAUGUUAGGGGGCUAAACAAAGUUGGUAAGCUAUGGGAGGUUAGCUCCCAUCUCUUUAAGCUUCAGCCUGAUGUUAUAGUUUUGAUUGAAACUAGGGUUAAGGAAAAUAAAGCUUCUGGUGUUAGGAAUAAACUUGGCCUAAAAGGAGAUUAUAUUAACAAAUAUUGUCACCUUGGUAAUUGGAGGGUGUGGAUUAAGUGGAACCCUAAUAAAGUAAUCAUUAUAGAUGUUACUAGCUCUAGUCAGUUUAUUCAUUGUGGUGUUUAUGCAGUAGAUGGUAAUUUUAAAUUCUGGAUGACUUCCAUAUAUGCUCAUAAUAAUCUGACACAUAGGAAGAGGUUAUGGAAGGACUUAGAAGACAUACAUAAGAACCAACAAGGGCCUUGGUGUGCUGUUGAAGACUUUAACAAUGUGGCUUCUAGUCAAGACAGGAUUGGAGGGAAUCUUGUUACUGAAAUAGCAUAUGAGGAUUUCCAAGCUAUGAUGGACAUAACUGGGCUAGGGGAAAUGGACAUCACAGGUGAAUUUUUUACUUGGACCAAUAAGAAGGCUAGCAAUCCCAUCUACUCCCGUAUAGAUAGAUUGUUGGCUAAUGUUGAAUGGCUUCAUGAAAACAGUCAAGUUGUGCUUACCAUCCUUCCUCCUCAUGUAUCUGAUCAUGAAAUUUUAUACCUAACUACUCCUGGAGAAAAUUAUGGUAGGGGGCAGUUUAGAUUUAAUAAUUGUUGGGUGAAUGCAGUGGGAUACCUGGAAUGUGUGGAAAGGAAUUGGGCUCAACCUACUAGAGGGACUCCUAUGCAAAAACUGUGGUUUAAACUGAAGAGAUUGAAACCUGAUUUGGUGAAGUUGCAGAAACAGUCAAAUGAUAUUCAGAAUAAGAAGACUAAGGCUAGAAAGAUGAUGGAUCGAGCUUAUGAAGAGCUUAGGUGUCAUAAGAUGGAUCCAAACAUCAUUGGUAUUGUUAAGGAAAGGACUAAGGCAGUGAUCUAUUGGAAUGAGAUGGAGGAAAAAAUGAUGCAACAAAGAACAAAAAUUGAAUCGAUCAGAUUAGGAGAUGGAAAUAAUGCCUAUUUACAUGCCUUUCUAAAGUCUAAACAUAGCUCCCAAAGAAUGAGUAUUAUUCAGAAAGAAGAUAGGACUCUCCCUACUACUCAAGAUGACAUUGCACAAGAGGUGAUGGAUUUUUAUAGAAAGCUUAUGGGGCAAGAUAGUACUAGACUUCAUCAAGUUGAUAUUGAAGCCUUAACAGCAGGUAGUCAGUUUAACAAGGGGAAGAGGGAGAUGCUGGUCAGUAAAGUCACAAUUGAGGAGAUUGAAAAAGCCUUGCAAGGCAAUGGUGAGUUAAAGUCUCCUGGAGUGGAUGGAUAA
This is a messenger RNA of Vicia villosa (hairy vetch), 1383 nucleotides long. RefSeq lists its product as uncharacterized. The transcript has a single exon. The coding region runs from base 1 to 1383 and encodes 460 amino acids. NCBI's taxonomy places the organism in Eukaryota, Viridiplantae, Streptophyta, Magnoliopsida, Fabales, Fabaceae. Gene Ontology annotation, molecular function: catalytic activity. The record is from RefSeq and is a predicted model, not a curated record.